Vespula pensylvanica (western yellowjacket) is the source of this 5282-nucleotide messenger RNA. RefSeq lists its product as uncharacterized. The coding region runs from base 1431 to 2567 and encodes 378 amino acids. NCBI's taxonomy places the organism in Eukaryota, Metazoa, Arthropoda, Insecta, Hymenoptera, Vespidae. The record is from RefSeq and is a predicted model, not a curated record. Gene Ontology annotation, molecular function: sodium channel regulator activity. Gene Ontology annotation, biological process: regulation of sodium ion transport. The transcript has 3 exons.
CUCUCUCUCUCUCCCUUUCCUCUCUCUCUCUCUCUCUCUCUUUCUCUUUCUCUUUCUCUCUAUUUGUCUAUCUAUCUCUCUGUAUCUCUCUCUCGUCGACAAUGAAAAAUUCCUGAGAAGAGGAAAACGAUAGAAAAGGCGGGACAUCUUGGAAAAUAUCAAGGAACUAUAUACCGAAGGAUAUUCGUAAGUGAAUAGGAUCUGGAGAAAAAGUAAAAAGAGAUUAUAUUGAUAGAAUCGGAUAUCAAAGAGAGAGAGAGAAAAGGAUAUGGUAGUGAGUUACAAAGAUUAUUCGUUAUUCCCAUGUAUAAACAAGUAGGAAGAAUCAUCGAAAAGACAUUUGUAAAAUAAUAAUAUCAAGGAACUCGAUGGGAUAUCUUUUUUCUUUAAGAGAGAAGAUCGUAAUUAAUUUAGAACGAUAUCCUGAGAGGUUGAAGGGAAACGACGACUAGCUGAGUUGAGUUUUAUCUUUGGCCUAAGAACAAGACGACGACUCUGACCCUCUCUUUGUAUCAUUAAUGAAGAUUUCAGUGAGUUACCGUGGAGAAGUUUACUUUUUCCCUUCGAAGGCCUAUCUUUAUGAGAGACAACGAUAUAUAAUCUAAAGAAAAAGAAAAAAGAAGGAAAAAGGAAAAAGAAGAAGAUAUAGAAAUUAAGAGAAUGUAAUGAAAUUUCGAGGAAAGAAAUUAUCGUCGAAUCUCUGAAUUCCACCAGCUCGCGAAUCGAGUCCAGUGAGCUAUGAACAUUCCGUUAAUUAAAAGAGAAGAAUCCAGUGAGGUGCCUGACUCGCGAUCGGCUUAGCAACGAUUCACGGAUUCGGUUUGUAAAGCCCCGCGCGGCUGAACACACCGUCGCGGCAUUGAAAAUAUCGAAUCUGUUGUCGUCGAGUGCGCCCGCGAUGCAAUCGGAGCAUCGGAGAUAACAAUUACGAGAGGAUUUACACGAGAAGUGAUCCAGGAGAUCGAUCCGUUUCGCGAUGCUUCAUCGUUGCUAUCGUUUCAACGAACGUUUCGUAAUCUAUGAGAGAUUAUUAUGAUCGAUAGAACCGCUUGUAGAAAUUGUUUCGACAGGAAAAGGAAAGAAGUGAGAUAAGAGGAAGAGGAGAUAUCGAUCGGCUUAUCGACGGAAAAUCGAUUGAGAGAACUGUUGAAAAGUGUUGGAGUGAGAAAGAAGAAGAAGAGGAAGAAGAAGAAGAAGAAGAAGAAGAAGAAGAGGAGAAGGAAGAAGGAAGGAUCGGUCGCGGUGAUCCGGUAAGUGAGGACGCUCGAUGAGUCCUAGCGGAAAGAAUCUUAGAGGAGGGAAUCGCGGCACCGAGUCGUGGCGAUUAUCAGAGAGUCGUUUGGCGUCGGCCAAGAGGACAACGAGGAGGUUCGAAGGAACGAGGAGAACGAGGAUCGGGUUGGCGCCUCUUUGAGAGCCGCGGGUGGGUGAUGCGUGGAAGCAGCUCGGAUCUUCUGUUGGAGGCGAGCUGCGGGCACUGUCACUGUCAUUGUCAGUGCCAGUGCCAGAACGAUUAUCAUCAUCAUCGUCGUUAUUACGGUCAACAGAGCCUCGGAAGCUCGAGCGUAGGAGGCGAUAUUGGAGACGGAAGUGGAGGUGGAGGAGGAGGUGGUAGCGAUCGCCAUCACCACCACUAUCAUCACCAUCAUCAUCAUCAUCGGCAAGAACGGUACAAGAAAAAAAACGAGGCACGUGAGUCGAAGGAACGAGAAUUACGUCGUCGCAAACUGUUGGAGUUAGGAUUCGGCGCUGCGAGGCGCCGACCGCCACGGCGUACCUGCCGUCAGCGGCUAAACUUUUACGCGACCUCGGCGUUGGCCUUCGUCGCGACCUCGGGCGGCGCCGCCCUCCUCUUCCUGGUACCGCUUUACGUUGAUCCGGCGAUCAGUACAUUAGCCGCCGAUUUCUCACCGGAACCGGUUAUCUGUACGACCUCCAGACGAGAAGAACUCUGGGGUCUUUUCAAUUGCACCUGGAGCUCUUGCCGGGAGGGAUGUACCAGUGACGUUUACAGGUGUACACAUAUAUACGUCACAUAUUCACCUUGGAACAACGAUAGUAUGAAAAACGAUACGGGAACAACUAGUGGCACUACUACGACUACUACUACUACCACCACAACCACGACCACCCCUGCUGCCCCUGCACCAACGAGUGGCGACAUCGAGGCGGUACUUCUUGUUAACAUCAAGGGCUGCGGUUACCCACCGGUCGUAGAUUGCGAGAAUUUUACUCGUGACAUGGGUUACGAGGGUGCAAAGUUCCCGUGUUACUACAGUCGCGUUAACGGCAGCAUCGUGAUGGCAUCUUAUAAUAGGGAGGCGCAUGUAGCUACGAUCAUUCAUCUCUUCGCGGCACCCUUGGUUGUAACUCUUGCAACGAGCGUCGCCCUUUGCGUCAUGCAUUGUGACUGCAGGUGCACGCCACCUCCGCGGCAUCCACCGCGUGGCAUGAGAAUGCAUAGAGCUAACGAUCUCAGCGACCACUCGAUCAGCAACCGCGUGGAUCGGCGAGGUUAUCCAAUGCAUUGCGAAUGUGAGUGCGGGGAAGUAACCAGGCCCUUAUGACGACGCGAGGAAACGGCUGAGAGUGGCUUGAUCACUUCUCAGUCGGACUUUUAGGCUUUAUGACCGAUCUCUUCUUCCUUCCAUUCUUCUCCCAUACAAUUGGUCCUUACCAUAAAUUUCGUUUCUUCUCGUAGUAGUCAAAUUCGAACGUGUGUAUAUAUAUGUAUAUAUAUAUAUAUAUAUAUAUAUAUAUAUAUAUAUAUAAACACACACACAUAUAUAUAUACGGAAACACACACGCGCAGGUACACACACAUAUAUAUAUAUACAUAUAACCCUCCCUAGAAAACGUUGAAACAUUUAUCGGAAUACGAGGAACUCAUCUUUGUUACAUCAUUAUGUGGUACACACCAUGAUCAGGAAGUAAUUACCAUGCUCGAACGUAGUUACUGGUAACAUGUUUCAACCUCGUAUCUGACUACGCCUACUUGCUGUUACUGCUGGUGCUGCUGGUGCUGUUACCGUUGCCGCUGUUGCAUCAUAUAUACAGAAGACAUCACAAAACCCGUAUACUCGCUUCGUUACAUGAAAUUUCGUCGAGAUACGCGAAAAAAAUGUUCGACGAAAUUAAUAGCUGUUAACUAUACCGUUGUUUUUCCCUUACCCCCACCACCACCACCAUCACCAACACCACCGCCCAUCCCCGCCACCACACACCUCUCGCAUUUGUAGAUUCGGUGAACGAAGAAAGAAGAGAAGAUGGUGAUAACAAGGGAAAGAAAAUCAACGUGUUCCAAAGUCGAGCACUAAUUUCUACGCUGCUCUGCGAAGAUCGAAAUGUAGUUCGAGCAUUCCUGAGACCAUUUUCUAUAAUGAUUCAAGCCGAUAGAUAGAUAGAUAAAUAGAUAGAUAGAUAGAUAAAUAGAUAGAUAGAUAGAUAAAUAGUUAGAUAGAGAAGAGAGAUAAUAAUCUCGUGAACUCGUGAAUUUAGAUAGACGACGACCAAGAAUUAAAGAGAGAAAAAAAAGAAAGAAAAAAGCUGCUAAGGAUAAUUCAUCACCGGUCUUGUAAUAUCGUUCGUCGUCGGCUCUGUACGAUCGUUUUGACGAGGGAAAAAGAAGAAAAAGAAAAAAAAGAAAAAACAAGGAAGAGAGAGAAAGAGGGAGAGAGAGAGAAAGAAAAAAAGAAACAACAGUGGAAGCAUGUCAUAGCAAACAUCGAAGUUUUUGGCGACGUUACAAGAGCCGAACGUGGUGUAUCACGUAUUUCGUUACCUGGCGUUUGCCAACAAGCAAGCAAAGCUUUGCUACUCUUGACCAUUUUCCAGCAUGACGAUGGAGAAAUUCGUCCGAGCGGCUGGCCGACUCGGCAAAAAAAUAUACAGCCCUUAUAUACUUUCUAUAGAUUAAGCUCGACUUCCCAUCACGUUACCACCGAAACGUUCGACCUUUUCUCAGGAUUAUUUUCAUUUGCAUAUUACGGAAUAUAUGUUGUUAGUGAAGCAUGUAAGUGCGCGCGCGUGUUUGUGUGUGUGCGUGUGGGUGUGUGUGGAAAGUUGCCAAGAGGUUUAAGGUACUCGCGAAUUUAUAAGGGCGAUGGAUGAUGAUGGGCUUAAAGAUCCGGAUAAAAGGAUGAAAAAUGACUAGUAUAAUGGAAUAUCCGAUCGAUCUCGAAUAUAUCUCCUCUUGUGUCUUCGUGAUUUCCAACUUGUUCCUGUUAUAUAGAAAAUGAAGAUGGAAAGAAAGAGAAAAGGAAACAUCGUGUAUGCGUUUGAAAUAUGGAUAUGCUUCUCGACGCGUUCUAUGCGUGCCUAUUCGUACGUUUUCGUUUAUUAUGGAUUACAUACGUUUAGGUAAAAUUGAUCGAAUCGUCGGAGCAGGUUACUCGCAGACGGCGCAAAAAAUAGGUUGCUAGAGACGGGACAAAAGUUAAUCGAUGUCCUAACCGUAAGCCUCUUGGUUAAUUUACUUUCCUUUCAAGAAAGCGAUCGUUAUUCUCGGCGAACACAAAAGUGAGAAACCUGAAACACUAUGAAAAAAUGAUAGGAAUAAGAGAAAAAUUGGAAAAAUUGAAAUAGUUUUUACAGAACACUAAUGAUCGUAAAAUAUUUUCUCUCUAUCUUUUAUGUUUCUCCUUUUUCGAUUUUUUCUUUUUUAUUUAUUUUUCGUACAAAAAUUAUUUCUUUGUUCUUUUUUUUUUCUUUUCGUAUAUAAUAUACAUCGUUGGGAAUUAUUUUUAGACGCUGAGGAAAAACAGUAACGAUCCCUUUACUUUAACACGCGCUCGAUGAAAGAAUAUGAAAUUUGUGAUCACGCUUGUUCAACAAAUGAUGUAUGCGAGCGGAAGUAACGCGAGCUUAGCGUAGGUGUUCCGGUAAUCGCGUAAGCUCGGCGUCCUAAACUCCUGGUUACGUGCGAAAAUACGAGACACGAGAUAGAUGUAGAAGAACGCGAUUAUUAUAAACACAUAUGCACAUAGGUAUGUGUAUCGAACGAAUUACCUAUGAGCACGCGAUAAUAUAUUAAAACCAGGAUGAAGCUCAUGCGAAGAUUAGGAUUUUCCUAGAUCUAAUAUUAACGAUGACAUUAUCACCGUAGUACGCGAACAAAUAAUCAAACAAAGGACGAAUCGGAAAUGAUUGAAAAUUAUUUAUAAUUUAUUUUAUUAGAGAGAACAGAGACGAGAUAGGAUAAUCGGAAAAAAAAGAAAAAAAAAAAAUGUAUAGAUAUUUUCUACGAUCGUUUGAUAAUAAUUCUCUGUUUUUUUCUCUUUCUU